Solea senegalensis (Senegalese sole) is the source of this 1986-nucleotide messenger RNA. RefSeq names its product alanyl-tRNA editing protein Aarsd1-like. The transcript has 17 exons. NCBI's taxonomy places the organism in Eukaryota, Metazoa, Chordata, Actinopteri, Pleuronectiformes, Soleidae. Gene Ontology annotation, molecular function: Ser-tRNA(Ala) deacylase activity; aminoacyl-tRNA ligase activity; ATP binding. The record is from RefSeq and is a predicted model, not a curated record. The coding region runs from base 167 to 1834 and encodes 555 amino acids. Gene Ontology annotation, cellular component: nucleus; cytosol. Gene Ontology annotation, biological process: tRNA aminoacylation; protein folding; regulation of translational fidelity.
CCAACUGCUCUAUAAAUAGGUUCCAGGGCCUGGACACUGCAUUAGAACACAGAGCAAGGACAGGCGAGCCACACGCUCUUUAAAAUUCUUCUACACUUGACGGAGCAGUAGUAGUAGUAGUAGUAGCACCAGUAGUUUCUGCUUUAGGUUUGCGUAAGAAUUAAACAUGAACAAGCCCAAAAUUCUCAGACCAGAGGAAUGUCAGCCAGCUCAUGCCAUUUGGUUUGACAGGAAGAAAUAUGUUACCGUUAACUUCAAGGUUCAGAAACCUAAAGAUGUUCGGGUUGACAUUCAGCCAGACAAAGUGAUCUUGUGCUGCAAAAAUGACACAGAUGACGUGUUUUACAAUGAGCUGCACUUGUACGACAAAAUCCAAAUCCAUGACUCCAGGGAAAGAGUCUAUGACCGCCAUAUUAACUUCCUGCUCAGAAAGAUGAAGCCUGACUGUCAGUGGCCACGUCUACAGAAAGAUUCUGGAAAGCCCAGUUGGAUUUCUGUGGACUUUGAUAACUGGAGAGACUGGGAGAACGAGGAAGAUGACGGAAAGGAAGAGUUUGAUAAAUACAUGGAUAUGAUGCAAGAAAUGGCUUCAGGUAACAAAGGAAAGACACCAGACAUGGGUGACCUCAGUGAUUUUGUGACGUCUGUUGUGUCCUGCUGCCCCGCUGAGUUAAAGCAAGAAGUUGGCACAAAGAAAGAAACUGUCAAGGGUUUCAAUAUCAAGCUGCAGGACACCAUCUUGUUUCCUGAGGGAGGCGGACAACCCGAUGACCACGGGCUGAUCGGCGACGUCCCCGUCCUCAGGGUGACGCGGCAGGGACCGGACGCGGUACACUUUGUGACUUCACCCGUGGAGGUGGGUCAGGAGGUGCAGGUGAAGGUGGACUGGGAGAGACGCUUUGACCACAUGCAGCAGCACUCGGGUCAGCAUUUGAUCACGGCACUGGCAGAUUCAAUGUUUGGAUACAAGACCACAUCCUGGGACCUAGGACGUCAGAGAAGCACCAUUGAGCUGGACACUCCCUGCAUGAAGCCUGCACAGCUCCAAGCUCUGGAGGAAGCCAUUAACGAGAAGAUCAGAGCUCAAGUCCCCGUCACUGUUCAGCUUCUCUCCAUUGACGACCCUGCUGUGGAAAAGGUGAGGAGUCGAGGGCUGCCAGAUGAUCACGCUGGACCGAUCCGCAUCAUCGAUAUCGAGGGCGUCGAUGCCAACAUGUGCUGUGGAACUCAUGUUUCUAAUCUCAGUCACUUACAGGCAAUAAAGCUCUUGGGAUCCGAGAAGGGAAAGAAAAACAAAACCAACCUGAUCUUCCUGGCGGGAAACAGGGUUCUGAAGUACGCAGAGCGAAGCUACAGCACAGAGCGCUCGCUCGUGUCUCUUCUCAAAACUGGACCUGAUGAGCAUGUGGAGGCUGUCGACAAGCUGCAGAAAUCUGUGAAGCUGCUACAGAAAACAAACCUCACUCUGCUGCGAGACAUGGCCGUGCUCAUCGCUCAGAAUUUUAACAACAACCCAGAGAGAGGAAACUUCUUCACUUUACACAAAAAAGAGGGUGAUAAUGAGUUCAUGAAUAUUAUCGCCAAUGAAUUAAACACUGAGGAAACCGUGGUGUUCCUCACAGUUGGAGAAGACAAAGGACCUGGUUUGUUUCUGUUGGCCGGACCCAGUGGACCAGUGACUGCGAUGGGACCACGGGUGCUGGAGAUGCUCCAGGGGAAGGGGGCGGGGAAGAACGGACGCUUCCAGGGCAAAGCCAACAGCCUGGCGAGGAGAGCGGAGGUGGAGGCUUUUCUGCAGCAGCACGGCAAACAUCACACCUCAGAGGAGGAAUAAACCCACAAACUACUCAAUCUAACGCACAGAAUCCAACAAGGAGAAUUCACUUGACUUGUCUUAACUAUUCAGAUUUUGUGUUAAACACAAAAGAAAGUGUAAAUUAGUUGAUGAUUAAUGUGAAAAAGUAUAAUAAAUGUACAUAUCUUGGC